Molecule: messenger RNA, 4251 nt
Organism: Eruca vesicaria subsp. sativa (arugula)
Lineage: Eukaryota; Viridiplantae; Streptophyta; Magnoliopsida; Brassicales; Brassicaceae
Source: the annotation of a GenBank genome assembly
AUGAUCAAAAUGGGACUCCACAACACCAACUACGCUCUCAGCAAGCUUCUCGAGCUCUGCGUUGCAUCUCCACACUUCCAUGGGCUUCCUUAUGCGGUGGUGGCAAAUAGAUCCGAAUCCAUGGCGAAACUCAAACCGAAUUUCUGGGUUAGAAGCAUCCUCCUCUUCUCAAUCACGCUUCUUUCAAUCCAAUUCAACAUGACUGAUUACAAGAAAGCUACUAAGAGAUUCCCAAAGGAUUUGGUCUCUCUGAAGAGAGCUCAUAUUUUAAGUUUCUACAUGGGUCAGCCUAGUCCCUUUCUGGAUCUUGUACAGCAGGUUCUACCUCAGAAUCAAGAAGAAAGUAACAUACACAGCUUACUAGCGUUCCCAUUGUUCAUCAUGAAUGUCGAUUUACAAGCUGAACCUUUCACUGUGGAGAAGCCGCCUGCAACUUCUGAUUCACAAGCUGAGAUAAGAGCAGAGGAGACACGCAAAGCUAGUCUUGCUUACACUGAACCUAUCACUUUGCAAAAGCCUGCAACUUCGCAAUCACAAGCUGCUAGCACUCUGAGACCUUUUCUUUCAGUAACAAACCAUCGCACUUUACAGAAACCUGCAACUUCUCAGUCACAAGCUGAGUUAAGAGCCAAUGAGACGCUCAAAGCUACUUGUGUUCAAGCAGUGGUGCCUUCUCUUCCUGUUCUUGAAUAUUGCACUUUGCAGAAACCUGCAACUUCGCAAUCACAAGCUGAGUUAAGAGCCAAGACGCGCAAAGCUACUCUUGCUCAGGCACUGGUGCCUUCUCUUCCUGUACUUGACCAUUGCAAUUUGAAAAGGCUAACAAACAAUCCAACUCUUUUCUCUCUCUCUCUCUUCCUUCUCCCACACGAUUCUUCUCUUCUUCUUCCUCACUUGUUCUGUUCUUUACAUUCCCAAACCCUUAAGCAUAUCACAAGCUUUAACACUAUGGUUUCCCCGAAAACCAUCAAAUCAGAAGAGAAAGAAACCCAAAACCCUAAAAACGUGUACCACAUCGGAGGACUCCAAGUGAAAUUCCCAUAUCAGCCGUACGGAACACAGCUAGCUUUCAUGAGUCGGGUCAUAUCUACCCUUGAUCGGUCUCAGAGAGAUGGUCGCUGCCACGCGCUUCUCGAGUCCCCCACUGGUACUGGCAAAACCCUUUCCUUGCUCUGCUCUGUUCUCGCUUGGCAACAGAGCUAUAAAUCGCGCUUUCCUAAAGGAAACUUGGCUCGUAGAGAUCUUUCCGUUCCUGACACAACACAACAACCCUCAACAGAACCUACCAAUGAGGUCGAAGUCGAAGAACCUCCAGCAGUUCCUACCAUAUUCUAUGCUUCACGAACUCAUGCUCAGAUCACUCAAGUCAUUCGUGAGUAUAGGAAAACUGCUUACAGAGUGCCCAUGGCUGUAUUGGGUGCACGUAAACGUUCAUGCACCAACUGUCAUGUACAGGGGAAAGCCAACUUAGACGAGAAAUGUCGGUCUCUCAUAAAAGAUAAGAGGAAAAUAAAAUGUCCCCAGUUCCUAAGAAAAGGUGCUAUUGUAGCUCACCCAUCACUUAAGAACAAUGAAGUUCACGAUAUUGAAGAUCUUGUCAAAAUUGGAUAUAGUGUUGGAGGUUGUCCAUACUUUGCGGCCUGGGAUAUGUUUGAGGUUGCACAAAUUGUUUUUUGCCCUUAUUCCUAUAUUGUUGACCAAUUAAUUCGAGAAAAACUUGGAGAAAAAGUGAGAGGGGCCAUUAUAAUCUUUGACGAAGCACACAAUAUGGAAGACAUUGCUCGUGAAGCAGGCAGCAUUGACUUGGGAGAAGACACUCUUUUCAAAUUACAGAGUGAACUGCAACAUAUUUCUGUAGAGUUGCCAGCGAUAUAUCAACCCGUGUGUGAUGUUAUAGACGGAUUGAUAAGCUGGAUUGGAAGCAAAAAGGAUUCGCUUGCAAAACGUGAUCCUGAACACUAUUUCUCUAGCUGGACUGGAGACAAAGCUUUAAGGGAGCUAGAGAAAUCUAAAAUCACUCGAGAAGGCUUCUCAAACUUACGGAAAUGCUUCCAUGACGCGAUCGAAACAUCAGAGAAACAAGAUGAUCCUCAUUUGAGUGGGAUAUCUGUCUCCACUCUACAAGAGUUGAAAACUACACUUGGAUACUUCUUUACUAGAGAUGGAAGUCACACCCUAGAUUACGAACUUGGUUUACAACGGUUUUUAAGAAAAGGAGAUUCUUCUGGUUCUAAGUGGACACAUACUUUGAGUUUGUGGUGUAUGAAUCCAGCUGUUGUUUUCAAAGCUAUAGUUAAUCUUUCUUCAUCCAUUAUUUUAACAUCAGGGACUUUGUCACCGAUGGACUCUUUCUCAUCUGAACUUGGAAUGCAGUUUGGCACUUGUUUGGAGGCCCCACAUGUGGUUGAUGCUAAUCAGCAGGUGUGGGCUGCUGGAAUCUUCAGCGGUCCUAAUAAUCAAAUUCUAAAUGCAAGUUAUAAAACAGCUGAUGCAUAUCCAUUCCAGGAUGCUCUAGGGAAAUCAUUGGAAGAGAUUUGCUCUAUUGUGCCAGGUGGCUCUCUCAUCUUCUUUCCAAGCUAUAAGCUAAUGGAAAAACUCUGUACGCGUUGGCGUGAAACUGGUCAAUGGUCUAGGCUCUGCUUGGAGAAAGACAUUUUUAUUGAGCCAAGAGGAGGAACCACGGGGGAAUUUGAGAGUGUAUUGAAGGGAUAUUAUGACUGUAUACGCGGAAAGAAGAGAUUGAUUGGAAGAAACAGGAGAGCAGGGACUCAGGAUGAUUCCAAGAAAGGAGGAGGAGCUGCAUUUCUUUCAGUAUGUAGAGGAAAGGUUUCUGAAGGGCUUGAUUUCACUGAUGACAACGCCAGGGCUGUUAUAAUAGUUGGCAUUCCAUUUCCUAACUUGCAUGAUGUCCUAGUCGAGCUAAAGAGAAGUUAUAAUGAUACAUACAAAUCAUCUAGAAACCUUCUUGGAGGGGGUGAAUGGUAUUGCCAACAAGCCUAUCGUGCUUUAAAUCAAGCAGCAGGGAGAUGUAUCCGGCAUAGAUUUGAUUAUGGUGCCAUCAUAUUUUUGGAUGAGAGAUACAGACAACAAAGGAACAGAGUGUCUAUUUCAAAGUGGCUAAGACAGUCUAUCAAACUGUAUGAUAAUUUUGAAGAAUCUAUGCAAGACUUGAAAUCAUUUUUCCCCAUUGCCAAGGAGCAUGUUGACAGUAAGAUGUUAGGCUACAAAGAAGUCAUAGACCUUGAGUGUGUGGUCCAAACAGAGCCUGAGUCAUCUGGUGUGAUCAAUCGUAGUUCAGCAGCCAGUUCAUUUCCUGGCUCCAGUGGUUUGACUAUAGAAGGAGGGAGGUCACCUUUGAACAAGAGUGUUAAUUCACAUGCUUUGAAAAGAAAGUUUAUCAGCUCUGCAGCCAUCAUAGACCUUGAGAAAGAAACCAACCAUGACAUGGUCACAAGAAGAAUUGAGUUUGGGUCUGAACUAAGAUCAGGAAACCACAUGUAUGGUUCAAAGAGAGUGCAGAUAUCUUGUUUGCUCUGUAGAAGCCCUUUAGGACACCCAGAUAAUGGCUCUUUAUAUCUCAACUGCUUGGUGACUAGGUCGUCCAAGAAGUAUUUACUGUCUCUCCUGAAAGAAACAUCAAGCGCUGAGAUGCCAAAAAGCGUUUCAGUUAUGGUGACAGAUUGCUCCUUGGUUGACCAGAGGCUCUGCACAAAAGGUGAGGGGAUUUGGUGUGAGGAAGAUGGAUGUGUUUUUAACACUAUCUUCUGCCCUUUCUGCAUUGUACCAAACACGUGUCUCGGAGUGCAGAUCAUGGCUACUGAUUCAUCAAAUGGCCAGUUUCGCAGCAAAAUAUUAUUUUUCGCUGAUCAUUUAAAUGUCAUGGAUGAUGCUGUUGUAAUCAAGGACGAUGUCGUCGUUCUAUAGUUAGUUGCCAAAUACAGAGUUUGGUGUAGCUUUGGGAUUCCUUUGUGAAUUUUGAAUCUAACCAAGGCAUUGUAUUAGUUUAAGAAGUUUGCUUCUGUGUAGCAAACAAUAAACAGAUGAUUGAUGUUUAGUACUCCUCUUAGCUUGUGCUUCGGAAUUUGGAUUAACCGUUCCAAACGGUUGCCAUGCUCUAGCUGUAGGCCACUGUGUACAAUGUAGCUGCGCGCUCGCAAAGUAUUGAUGAGCAAACUUUUUUUUUUGAUGAGCAAACAAAAACGCUGUUAUGUGACAAAAACUUUUUAAGAUAUCUAUGAUGGUUGAUUCAAC